Symbiodinium pilosum is the source of this 1933-nucleotide messenger RNA. The record is from the annotation of a GenBank genome assembly. Lineage: Eukaryota; Dinophyceae; Suessiales; Symbiodiniaceae.
AUGGCUGCGGGCUGCCCUAUCCCUCCGCUCGAAUUGGAGGUGCCGACGGAGCGGCAGGUUGCCGAAGUUGCACCACCGCAGAACUCGGAACGAGCACGUUUCGUUGACCAGGAGCUCGAUGCCUAUUUGCAACGGCAUCAUGCCGAAUUGAAGGAGCUCCUAAAAGAUUGUGUUGCUGCCCUUGGCGAUUUGACAAGGAGCGAUGAUAGAGUCUUCAAUUGCCCUUCCCCAGUGUCAGGGGCGAGUUUGGGAGAGAAUCGGCAGGUCAAGGUCACUCUUCGCAAUGCCGAUGAACUCCUGGAAGACACUGCCGGGCUUUGCAUGUGCCAAGUCAAGGGCAGUGGCUCGGACUCUUGCCUCCUCGCUGUGGGGCUGGGUGCUGAGCCCGAAGUUUCGGGUGUUCUGCACGAUGCGCGAGCGGGCGAUGCGGUCCUGAUCUCUCUGUUCAAGGAUUCGGUUCUUCCUGAGAACCUGUUGGGCGAUGUCACGGUGGAUUCUGACAUGGUCUCUGCUGGCUAUGAUGGUUCCCUGAUGCUGCCGCUCUCUGCUGGCGGAGAGGUGGCCUGUGCUCUGAAAGUUGCCCCGGAAACGCAGGUGUCUUCUUCCAAGGUUUGGCAUGACAAGUCCUCCAAAAGUCCGUUGGGCCGACGGUGGCAGCUUCUUGAUGACAGCGUGCCGCAGCAGGUGGCAGUCAAAAGCGAGCCUGUAGCUGCAGAAGGACCGGAACUGGAGCCCAGUCCUGAUGAGAACUUUGCACUCGUCAUUGUCAAGAGCCAGUGGUUUGACCGUCUAUGCGCUUUUCUGAUCGUCAUCAAUGCCGUGAGCAUUGGGUUUGAGGUUGAACUUGCUGCGACAAACUCUAUGCCGUCCUCUGCUACGCCUUUCCGCAUAAUGCAGAUCAUGUUUGCACUGCUGUUUGGCUUGGAGCUGUGUUUUCGUAUGGUGGCCUACAGAGGCCGGUUCUUUACAGAUCGUGUAGACAAACCAUGGAAUGUCUUUGACACGCUGAUCGUAACACUCUCCACAGCGGAGAUCAUGCUCAGCUGGGUCAUCGAAGACAGCACUGCAACUUUAUCAGUUGCACGUUUUGCGAGAAUCAUACGGGUGGCUCGUAUCAUCCGCGUGACGCGCUUUUUUCGUCAGCUGCGCACUUUGGUUUACACUAUACUACACACUCUGACGUCUCUUUUUUGGACAGUGCUGGUGAUGGUCAUCAUCAUCUACCUAUUCUCCGUGGGAAUUACUGCUGCCGUGACUGAGCAUUUGCAACAGUCUGAUCCAUCCGCACAACGAGACCGACUUUGGGAAGACUUUGGCACGCUUGCACGCACCGCCUAUACGCUCUUCAAGACAGUGUCCGGUGGCGUUAGUUGGGGAGAACCAGCAGCUGAUCUUCUUCCUGUUGGACCUUUGUAUCUGUUUCUGCUGUUGAUCUAUGUCAUGUUCAUGCUCUUCUGCAUGGCCAACGUGGUAACUGGGUUUUUCUGUGAGCAUGCAUUCGAGAUGGCGCAGGCAGACAAAGAUCAAGUGAUUAUGGAUCAAAUUCGGUUACGUGAAGACCACAUCCAGACAUUCAAGUCCAUGUUGGCUGGGCACGUUGACUUGGAGGAGGAGGAAAGCAUAACCUUUCCUCAGCUGGAGGCCCUUCUGAAUCGAGAGGAUAUGCAAGCCUAUUUAUCGCACUUGGACAUCACGGUUGAGUCCACUUGGAGCAUGUUCAAGCUUCUGGACACAGACGGCAGUGGAGAGCUGUCAAUUGAGGAGUUUGUGGAUGGCUUGCUGCGACUGAAAGGGCAGGCCAAAACCAUUGACCUGGUUGGCAUUAGCUAUGACAUCCGACGGCAAGCUAUAGUCUUGGCAGAAUUUAUGGCGUUCGUAGAAGACCAGUUCGAUGAAAUCUUGGCAAGGCCAACCAUCUCAGGUGCUUCGCCCG